AUGUCUAGUCACUUCGUGAGUCGCAAUCCGAGUAAUCCGAGGCUCAGAAAGGAGUCAAAGGAGUCAAAGGAGUCAGAAGAGAACGAGGUGAACGAAAAGAACGAAUGGAAUGACUGGAACGAGGCAGAACCGGAGGAACCGGAGGAACCGGCAGCACCUGAGCCUCCGACGCCUCCACCCAAGACGCCCAAAGGAUCUGUUGGAAAGCUGCUAGCAGCAGGCAAGAGUUCCAAGGCCAAGGAGGAAGCCCGCGGAGGCAAGUCUCCUCACCUGCCGCGUGGCUCGGUCGGGCGCUUGAUUUCUGGACUGGGCCGACUUCCUCGUGUGGGCAAUAUGAUGCGACGCAGGGCUCAACAGCGUCCACUUCGCCCUCGAAGUCCAACCAGAGCACCUGGGAGUCACAAAAGACCUGCGAGUCCCAAAAGGAUAGCAUCACAUGACAGCUGGGAGAAGCUGGCGCAGCGUCGUGGAGAGGGAGAUUCUGGAGGUAAAGGAAAGGGAGGAAAAGGAGGAAAGGGACGAGAUGCCCGGCUGCCACCUCCGCCGCCUCCACCGCAUCCUCCGCAGCCUCCAACGCAUCGCAUCCCACCGAAAGCACGGCCAGUACUGCCGGGGACCACCGGCAAAGGACGACCAGUGCCCAGCAGCAGUGUAGACGAAACUUCCAAGAGGAAGAUGAGCUUCAAAGAUGUGGCUGCCAGAGAGGUGAAAAAGAGGCGAACCACUGUGAAGAUGGUGCAUUGGAGCCAGUCAUGCCGGAUCCGCAGUGGGAUUGCCAUGCAGAUCAAGAUGAGUGACCAGGGCCUGUCGGACCAAGAUUUGUAUAACUGGGUGCAAUGGAUGGUUUCCCAGCUCCCCACGCGGCCUGGUAAAAGCAUCGCCCUUCUGGAUCUCUCCAACAACUCCAUUACCUCCGUGGGAGUGAACUUUGUGUGCAACUUCCUCCAGGAUUUCAACAUCCGCUGUGACGUCUGGGAUCUCUCCGGGAAUCCCAUCACGGAUGAAGGGCUCCUGCGCAUUGCACGCCACGUCACGGCAGAGACGGGCCCAGCACUACGCAUCGACUUCAACGGGACACAGGUGACGGUUUUUGGAUUCCAAUGGCUGUUGACAAUCCUCAGUUUGCAUCCCUUGUACCCGGUGGAGCGGGUCACGGCCAAGGGCCAAGUGGAAUUCCAGCCCUUGUGGGUGGGUUUGCGUGAUACCAGCAUCAACGCCAAAGAAGUGGAGGACUUCUUCCUGGGCGGUCGUUUCGAGUCGCUGUGCUGCAGCGUCUGUUUGGAGCCCUGCCACGAGGACGGCGGCAGCGUGCCGCCGCGCUGCCGAGGCGCUACGGGGCGGAAGAGCAACACGGUGAUCCACCUGGCCAUGGAGCUGCCGGAAAGCUGUCGCCAGAUGGCCGACAGCACCUUGGGCAUCUGCAGUAAGGGCAUCAUGCAGCUGCCGCCACCCAAGACCUGGAGAAAUAUGUGGCUUCAAGGUGAUCAUUGGCAGAGAGACAAAUGGCAAAGAGAGGAACCACAAUUUCUAUAUGAGGACAGCGACUUCAUGGUAUUGAUGAAGCCGGCCACAUGGCAUUGUAGUAGCCAAGAUCAGGGCCGCAACUUGUUGAAACGGUGCCAACAGAUGAGCAGCAACGAUCGAAAGAUGAUGCUGCAGAAACAACUGAUGCAGCAAGACACCCCAGCGUUGCACGACUACCUGAUCCUUCGUUUUGGGGCAGAUCCCAUGUUUCGCGAAGUGAUGCGGGAGGACAUGUUGUAUGGAAUGGUUCAUCGUUUGGACGUGGGAACGACGGGAUCCCUUCUUUUGGGAAAGACGCUGGAAAGCUUCAGGUGGGCGAAAGAGCAGAUCAUCCGACAAGCCUUGGUGAGGGACUACAUCGCCUUGGUACAUGGCACCUUUGCCAAGAACGCCAAGAACUACCAGCCCCGCGGAUUGAUCAUGGCGCCCAUUGACAAGACCCAUUACCACAUCACGCGACGUUGCGAAGUGAUGCCGCAGGGCCAGCACGCAGCUACCCACUAUGAAUGUCUGGCGGAGUUCAAGAGCAAGGAUGGUAGCCAAUACAGUCUGCUCCAUUGCCGACUUCUGACAGGGAGGACUCACCAGAUCAGAGUCCAUUGUGAGCACAUUGGGCUGCCUUUGGUAGGAGACAAGCAGUACUACCGGAAACGAGCCAAACACGAUCCUACCUUGGUUUGCAACAGGCCUUUUCUGCACAAGGUCAGAUUUGUCUUCUCUCAAAGUUCAGAAGAACCCGUGGUGAUUUGGACCCCAUUGGCAUCAGCGGAGGACUUGGUGGCAGUCCUGAAGCAACUGAAGAUUUCCGAUUGGCGUGCCAUCCGUGCAGAGGAUUUGGGUCGACUUGGGACGAUUGAGAACAAAAACACGGCCGCAUCCAUGGGGGAAAACCAUGGGAAAACCAUGGGAAAACCAUGGGAAAAUGGAAUGUUAGGAGAGGUUGGGAAUGUUGGUAUGGCAAAUAUGGAAAGAUCCCACCAUUUUUCAUGGGAAAACUCACUAUUUCGACUGGGCCAUGGCUUCAAUAGCUAUUUUGACAUAAAACCAGAAUGGAAAUGUUGGGAAUGUUGGGAAUGUGAAAUAGCGGGGAAAACUGAUGAUGACGCCUCUUUCUUGGGCUUGGACUGCCAUUUGGACGGAUUCAGGAAAGCUUGA
Cladocopium goreaui is the source of this 2679-nucleotide messenger RNA. The record is from the annotation of a GenBank genome assembly. NCBI's taxonomy places the organism in Eukaryota, Dinophyceae, Suessiales, Symbiodiniaceae.